Molecule: messenger RNA, 666 nt
Organism: Encephalitozoon hellem ATCC 50504
Lineage: Eukaryota; Fungi; Microsporidia; Unikaryonidae
Product: zinc knuckle domain-containing protein
Exons: 1
Coding region: 1-666 (221 amino acids)
Molecular function (GO): nucleic acid binding; zinc ion binding
Source: RefSeq, a predicted model, not a curated record
AUGAAAAAGCCCCUGACCUUGUUGGACUAUGCCAAGGAUACUGAAGGAAUCAAAACUGUUGAGCUAGAGGACCUGGACAUCUGUUUGCUCGAUCCACACAUUUCUUUGGAGAAGAUUGACGCAAACACUCUGUACAGCAUCCUAGGACUAGUUUACCACUUCGAGGAUGUUGAGACUGAGAGUAAGACUCGUUCUUUGGGCAACCCAACUGAUAGGAAAUUGAGAUAUUUCUGUGACACAACUGUAUGCUUCCGCUGUGGAGAGAUAGGCCAUGAGUUCAGAGAGUGCACCAAAACGCUCAAGGAGAGCACGUGUGAUUUGUGUAGUCGGGAUGGGCAUGUGAGGGCGCGAUGUCCCUAUAGAUACUGCCAGAGGUGUAAAGGAUUUGGGCAUUUGAUGGAUAGCUGCCCUGGCCCUAAGGAUCUAGACAUACUGAAGACGUGCAAGGACUGCCCUGUAGGAUGCCAUAGUACAGAAGACUGUCCCAGGGCAUGGAAAAGAUACAAACUUAAUGGCAGCACAUCGAGAUAUACCAUAUACAAGGCAUGUCCAAUGUGCCUAUCCAAAAGGCACUUUAUUGAUGACUGUACUUCUUCUGGCAGGCCAAAAUCUUCCAUAUUCAACUCUUCAUACAUUGAACUUGCCAAGUUUUAUAAUAAACAAUGA